CUCUUAUCGCAACAUCCUAUCCAAACAAUGGCAGAAGAGAACCUCGCAACCUCCUCUCCCAACCUCCGCGCAGCCCUCUCUUUCCUCUCUAUAGCCGACACCCUUGACCCCGCCCCACUCGAAACACUCCUCUCGCCCUCCUAUACCCACACCCUAGCGCCGUCAUCCCUAACCGGCUUCGGCCCUUGGGAUAAAGCCGGCUUUAUGGCACACAUCUCGUUCAUGGGUAGCGUGCUCGAAGGUUUUCCUGUCAAGGUGGUUGAAGCGGUCGAGUCCGAGAGGAGUGUGUGGGCGUGGACGCGCAGCCAGGCGCGAUGGCACGCCGCAGCCAUGGAUAAAGACGGUGAAGAUACGGGAAAGGAAUGGGACUUCAAAGGGGAAAACUUGUUUAUGUUGUGGUUCGAUGCCCAGGGCAAGAUCGAGCGGUGUGUGGAGAUGAUGGACAGUUUGCGGUCGGUGAAUGUGUUUAUACCUUUGUUGGAGAGGGCUACAGCAAAUGUGAGUAAUGCGAGUUGA
Messenger RNA from Periconia digitata, 516 nucleotides. The record is from the annotation of a GenBank genome assembly. NCBI's taxonomy places the organism in Eukaryota, Fungi, Ascomycota, Dothideomycetes, Pleosporales, Periconiaceae.